This is a messenger RNA of Symbiodinium sp. CCMP2456, 4041 nucleotides long. Lineage: Eukaryota; Dinophyceae; Suessiales; Symbiodiniaceae. The record is from the annotation of a GenBank genome assembly.
AUGACGAACAUGACACACGCCCUGACCGGUGAGCAAAUCGGUCACACCGAUGGAAGCCACCGCAGCCCGUGCUGUGGCAGCUGGCCGGUGCACACUGCACAGGUCAACUCUGGCAGCUGGUCGGUGCACAAUGCACAGACCAUCAGUCAUUCAGAGGGUAAAGUCAUGACACAAGCCCUGACGGAAGCCAUGACCCAAGCCAUGCAGCUUCCCGCAGAGGCCGCAGGAAGUUCAAGCGGGAGUACAAUGCACACGUUGAAGCUGUCAGACCAUUUGUCCGUUCUGGUCAAGCCUCCUCCUGGCUUGGAAAACAUCGGUCAUUCUCAAAAAUCUCCAGCUCCCCUGCCCUCGUUGCCAAAUCUCUUACCUGGCAAAGCCAGCAAGAAGACUCGGGACAGACAUUCCAAGCCAAACCCAGAGGGCACCAAUUUCGUCGCGCUGCUGCGCAGCAAGGAAGGAGCCUCGAUGCUCAGCUGUCAGCUGGCAAGCUUGAGUUCAACUCAGCUGCAAAGCUUCUGUGCGGAAUUGCUGACGUCCUUGCUGCCGGAUUUGAAGGUGCUCGCUUGUGACCCGAAUGCAAUGCCUGUAAUCAGUCAGCUCCUAGCUUUGCCUGGAAUCGAUGAUUUGCGAUUGAAGCUGACUCGGCGACUCCGGGGGUCCUUACUGAAGCUGACGAAAGACAAGCACGGCUGCUGGGUGGUGCAGGAGGCGUUGCAGGCCGCUCCGGCAGAGCUCCAUCCUGCGCUGGCGCAGGAGCUACGAGGGAACGUUCUGGCGUGCUGUCGACACCGUCACGGCAACUUUGUGCUCCAACGUUGCGUGGAGCUGCUCAACCACGAUGCGGUCAGCUUUAUUGUGGAGGAGCUUAGAGACCAUGCUGUCGAUACCUCUUUGCACAUUUAUUCCGGCCGUGUUAUGCAGCGACUUAUAGAGCAUUGCCCUCACAGUGGGAACAUGAUGGCACUUCUGGAUGAACUGUUGCACCAAGAGAAUCUGCACCAGUUGAUUAUGGAUCCGUAUGGCAACAAUGUUCUCAGGGCAGUUCUGGGCUCCGGGAAAGCGGUGCACAUCAAGAUGAUUGGCCGCGCAUUGACGGCAAACGUGCUGACCUAUGCGCAGCAUCGGCACGCCAGCCUUGUCAUGGAGGCUUUCCUUGAUGCCUUGAAGGGGAAAUACCAGCACGAGCUGCUGCAGGAAAGACACGACCUGAUGGAAACUAUUCUCGGUGGCAGCAGUGGCAGCACAACUUCACCGUUUGAGCAUAUAGCUUUGGAUCGAUUCGGCAAUUACAUCGCGCAGCGAGUAAUGGAGAACUGUCAGGGCAUUGAGCAGCAAAGAAUCCUGGAGCUACUCACUGUGCUGAGACCGAAGCUUAGACAUGCAGUCAACGGACAGCACAUACUGCAGGCCGCUCAGCGAAAAUUUGGCCCGCGACUCUUGUCGGUUUGCGAGCCAGCGUAUUACCCGGGUGAGGCACCGGGAGAGAAGCAGAGCGAGAAAGAGUCGGCUGGGACGGCCCCGAAGGCUACGAAUUCCACCCAGGGCCGCAUCUUCACCGCAUCUCAACACCAAGCCAAUGUGUUGUUCCUGGAUCUCCAGCUACGUGGCCAUCUCCGGCAGAUUGUUCCUGCCUCUCAUGAAAGGAAGAUGCGGAUCCUCAUUAAAGGAGGCGUGUGGAAGAACUCAGAGGAUGAAGUCCUCAAGGCUGCGGUCAUGAAAUAUGGCCUGAACAACUGGCCUCGAGUUGCGUCUCUACUGGCCAGGAAAAGCCCUAAGCAGUGCAAGUCUCGCUGGUACGAAUGGCUUGACCCCAGUGUCAAGAAAACCGAGUGGACGCGUGAGGAGGAGGAGAAGCUGUUACACUUGGCGAAACUGUUUCCAACCCAGUGGCGAACAAUAGCUCCCAUUGUGGGCCGCACAGCCUACCAGUGCCUGGAGCAUUAUGAGAAGCUCUUGGACCAAGCCCAGGGCAAGGACGAAAUGGACGAAAACGAUCCGCGCCGAUUGAAGCCGGGCGAGAUCGAUCCUCACCCGGAGACGAAGCCAGCGAGGGCGGAUCCGAUUGACAUGGACGAGGAUGAGAAAGAGAUGCUGUCAGAGGCCCGCGCAAGGCUGGCAAACACUCGGGGCAAGAAGGCCAAGCGAAAGGCCCGUGAGAAGCAGCUGGAAGAAGCACGUCGGCUUGCUGCAUUGCAGAAAAGGCGCGAGCUCAAAGCUGCGGGAAUUAGCACCUCACGGAGGUACAAGUCACGCAAGUACAUUGACUAUGGAGAGGAAGUGCCCUUCGAGGCCGUCCCUCCAGUCGGCUUCCACGAAGUGGGACCGGAGGAGACGCCAAGGGUCACCAUGGGCAUGGCAAACGUGACACUGCAGGCCGUUGAGCACAGGAGCCGACUCGAUGAGGAAAGGCGCCGCCGCAAGGAUGAUGAGAGGAAGCUCAAGCGCCUGAAGGAGGAGAACCUCCCUGAAGCCAUCGACAUGAUCAACAAGCUCAAUGAUCCACAGCAACUUCGAAAACGAACGGCUUUGGCCCUGCCUGCCCCGCAGCUUAACGACGAGGAACUCGAAGCCAUCGUCAAAAUGGGUGCAGAUGCAGCUGCCAUUCAAGCCGAGAGUGCCGACACUUCAACGGCCGGCCUCGUUCAAAGCUAUGGCGACACUCCUGGCGCCACUCCUGUUCGAACCCCAAGGCGGCCGGACCCUGUCAUGCUUGAGGCGCAGGUGCAAGCAGGUGUCACGCCGCGUGAGGAGGUGGCAAGCAUGCUAGGUGGAAUGACACCAGGUGCGACUCCUGGCGCUACACCUGGAGCCACUCCGAACCCUCUGGCGCAGACACCUGGGCUUCGUGCCAAUGCAACUGCGGGCCUUACUCCGAACCCACUGCUUGGACAGACGCCGGGGCCCGGAGGUGCGACUCCAGGGGGGGCAAGUACCGCUGGAAAGGGCCUUCGUGACGGCCUGGCACUCAACCAGGAUGAGGAGAUGGAGCAAAUGCCGGACAGGAUUCGAAAGGCAAACCAACGUAUGCAGAUGCAAGCUGCGUGGGGAAGCCUGCCUGCUCCGAUGAACGAAGUGGAAAUCUCGAUGCCAGAUCUCAUGGAGGAAGAGGGGGACACGCAGGCGCCUUUGGAGGAAGAUGCAGCUGAUGCCGAUAAGCGAAGGGCAAAGGAGGAGCAGAAAAGACUGGAGAUCGAGCGUCAAAAGCAAAGUCAGCCUGUGAAGCUGGGUUUGCCACGACCUGUGCAGACAGGGAUGAUGAUCUUUGAAAGUGCUGCAUCGCAGGCCGGAGAAGUGCUUGAAGGGCCCAAGCACUUGCUGCAGCAGGCAGAAACCUUGCUGCACGAGGAGAUGGGUGCCAUGGUAACUCGCGAUGCCGUACUGUUCCCAGUCAAGGGCGCGAAGCCCCCAAAGAAGGCUCCUCCGGCUGGGAUUGACUUUAGCCUGGAGGAGUUGAAAGGCGCGAGUGAGCUGCUGGAAGAGGAAUUGGAGGCUUUUGCACAGGAUGCGGGCGGUGGUCACAACUCGGAGGUGGCUGUGCAGGCAGCCUUCGACGAGAGCACCAGCAGUGAGCCCUACGUCUUCCUGCCCUCUGCUAAACGCUACGUGGAUGGCCGACUCCUGGGGAAGAAGGAGCGGGUGGAGUCCGCUAGGCAUAAGUUCGAGAUUGUGGACUCGCACCACCAGAAGGAGACAGCAACGUUGCAGCUGCACGUCUGUGCACAGCCGCACGUGACAUCAAACCAGGAGGUGAAGAAGUCGAAGAAGUUGGAAGAAAAAAUGGAAAGACUACUCGGAGGCUACAUGACAAAGGCGAGACAGGCGCUCCUUCACAUACGGAAGCUCUCCGAGGAGCGGGAGACGAUUUCCAUCGAGACAGAAGUCUUCCAGACCCUUCGUGCGAGAGAAGAGAAGGCCAUUGAGAGCCGCGUGGAGGAGCUCAGGGAUCAGGUGGAGCAUGAGAAGCAGAGGAACCUGAAACUGCAGAACCGCUACAAGGCGCUGAAGAUGCUACAGAAGCAGAUAGACGACAAGCUGCAGUAA